Molecule: messenger RNA, 760 nt
Organism: Astrephomene gubernaculifera
Lineage: Eukaryota; Viridiplantae; Chlorophyta; Chlorophyceae; Chlamydomonadales; Astrephomenaceae
Source: the annotation of a GenBank genome assembly
CGGAGCUGAAGUCCCUGGCGGCGGCGACAGCAGCCGCGGCACCGCCGCCGCGCUCCUCCAUCCUGGCAUACGCCCGACGGCGAGGGGAGCUGCCACCCAAGCAGCCCCCGCAGCCCCCCGCCGGCGUUGUCAAUGCUGCCGCCGGCACUGCUGCUGGCGCCGGCGCUGCCAGCCUGCCGCGGUCGAGCAGUGCGCCCUCCCGUCUAACAUUCAUAUCCUCCGCUGCCACUCCAACCGCAGCUAACACUGCGAUGCAUGGCAGCCAAGGGGGCAGCGGUGGUGGCAGCCAAGGAGGCGCUGGUGGCAGCGCUGCAGCUGUACCGCCCAGUCUUGGAGGAGGGCAGCUGGGGGGCAGCAGCAACAGCAAUGGAACUGGUGUACUGCCGAUGUCGGUUGCGGGAAGGAGAGGCAGCGGCGGCGGUGGCAGUGGUGGUGGUGGUGGAGCCGGCAACAGCGGCGGUAACGGUGGUGGCGGCAAGGCUGCUGUGAUUGCCGGGCUCCGUCGACUCAACCUGAGCUGCUCGGACCUUUUCCAACGGUUAUCCUCCGCCACGGGUCCCUGCGUGCGGCUGACGGCUGCAGCGCGGGAGCUGCUGGGGCGCAUGCAGCGACUCUACUUCCUGGCGGAGGGGCCGGGGGCGGAUCUGGGCAGGUUCCUGGCCACGGAUCGCGGCGUCAUCCGCUACCCGCCCUACACCCUCCGCCGCUCCGCCUCCGCCUUCGCCAGCCGCACGCAGCUGCUGGAAUACGAGGAGGCGCU